Molecule: messenger RNA, 1276 nt
Organism: Caenorhabditis elegans
Lineage: Eukaryota; Metazoa; Nematoda; Chromadorea; Rhabditida; Rhabditidae
Gene: clec-27
Product: C-type lectin domain-containing protein
Exons: 7
Coding region: 14-1105 (363 amino acids)
Molecular function (GO): carbohydrate binding
Source: RefSeq, marked reviewed
GGGUCAACUUGUGAUGUCAAAAUCUUAUGAGUUUGAAGAGCUAGAAUGUGAUGAGCCCACUCAACAAACUCGUUUUGAAAAAAUUCAAAAUGUUGCUUCUGAUCACUGGAAGGAUAUAUUGAUCGGAGUAUUAUCUCAAAUUAUGUACUUGAGCUUUGUUGUUUUGUUAACCUACUUUUUGGCAAGACAGCAUCUGUGCGAAACAGAACUUUUCACAAGUUCUACAUUGCCAACUAUACCUAUCACAUCUUCACGUUCAAGACCUGAUUCAACGUCUACAUCCACUACAAGGUCGGUUACCAGUACAAUACCAACUCCAUCUGUGGGGAACUACACCUGCACCGAUGGUUUUACUUAUAUCAAUAAUAAAUGCUGGAAAUUGGUCACUAGCUCUCAGAGUAGAGCAGAUGCCGACCAGGCCUGCUAUAAUCUCGGCGGAUCGACCCUUUUUUCGAUUAGAAGCGAUCAGGAAAACCAAGCUGUGCUUGAUUUCGUGAAAAACGAGAAUGUCGAUAACUUGUGGACAGGGUUGAUUUGUGAUGAUCAUGGGCAGUUUCUGUGCACCUGGGAUGUUGAUAGCGGGGACAUCUCAGCUUACAAUAACUUUGCCAAGACUUAUCCAAAUAACGUGACUGGAGGUUGCAUUUACUAUAUGACUACCGGAUCGCAAGCCGGGCAAUGGACAAACGGAGCGUGUAAUAAGGCAUUGAGUUUUGUGUGUGAGCUACCAGCAACUAUUCACGAUGAAACAUGUAAAUACAACUACAACAAUUAUUGCUACAUCACAAACGAUCAACUAAAAAUCUCCAGCGAUGCACAGCAAAUUUGCACAUCAUCUGGUUCCAACUUGGUGUCAAUUCACUCUGCAAAUGAAAAUCGAUUCCUAACGACAAUCUAUUCUCCGCCGGUUUUAGUUGGCGGAGUCGCAUUUUCAAGCAAUUUGAUUCUAUGGUAUGAUGGAACGCCAUCGACUUUUAACAAUAUAAAAUCGAUAACCAAUGGAAAUUGCCUUUUCAUCAAUGAUACCCACGGCGGCUGGUAUGGUUUCGACUGUUUUACUGGAAGUGGUGACUUCAUUUGCAAGCAAAAGAUUCGGGAAAUGUAGCGUCAUAAUCUAAGUCAAUAGCGGUGACAACUCGUCUCGUUCUCUUAUCAACUUGGUAUUAGUCCCUAAUAACUCAAUUUGUUUAAAAUAAACCUAUUAAUUUUAUGAUUCGUUGUGAUAAUCCUAAGAGGAGAACAAAAUGUAAUAAUAAUUUCCACAGUUGGUCUGAAA